Molecule: messenger RNA, 1191 nt
Organism: Pseudophryne corroboree (corroboree frog)
Lineage: Eukaryota; Metazoa; Chordata; Amphibia; Anura; Myobatrachidae
Product: transcription factor HES-5-like
Exons: 3
Coding region: 122-589 (155 amino acids)
Biological process (GO): anterior/posterior pattern specification; regulation of neurogenesis; regulation of transcription by RNA polymerase II
Cellular component (GO): nucleus
Molecular function (GO): DNA-binding transcription factor activity, RNA polymerase II-specific; protein dimerization activity; RNA polymerase II cis-regulatory region sequence-specific DNA binding
Source: RefSeq, a predicted model, not a curated record
ACUUCAGAGAGCAGAGGACUCACAGAUUCAGCUGCUGAUAUGGACAUAUAAAUAGUGGACAGCCUCACAUCUGCCGCAAGCAGAAAAUCAAUCAGCAGGGAUAUAUUAUAUAUUUAUAAACAUGGCCGCAACCAGCACCAUGGAUUCCUGCACCAGCGGACAAAGAUCCAAACAUUCUGUCAGGCAAUUAAGGAAACCGGCGGUGGAAAAGCUGAGGAGAGACAGGAUAAACAGUUCUAUUAAACAGCUCCGGCUCCUGCUGGAGACAGAUUUUCAGAUACACCAGCCGAACUCCAAACUGGAGAAAGCUGAUAUACUGGAGAUGACGGUCAACUAUUUGAAACAGCAGCACCUGCAAAUGAACGUGGAAUCAGCUGCUAGAAAAACUCUGUUCCCUGACUACAACCAAGGUUACAGCCAGUGUUUGGAGGAGACGCUCCAAUUCCUGUCGUAUGCUGACAAAAUGAGCCCGACACAUCAAAAAGUAUUACAGUAUUUCCACAUAGCCCAGCCAGCGGACAGCAAGGCACAGCUGGCACCUCCAGGCGCCAAAUACCAAUCCGCACCCGCCAUCUGGAGACCGUGGUAAAUCUCAGAUCUUACCAGCCCUUCAGAGCUAGAGAGUCUACGUAUUGCAGUUCCUGACACUCAAGGAUAGGACGCAACUUAGUAACUUUGUUCAAACGAUGAAGAUUCCGGUCAUGUGACCGAUAGUAGAAAACAUAUUUUCCCCCAACUUGGUGAAUUGUUACUUCAUGUUGAAGUGUCACUGCGAAGAGGAUUUCAAAGAAAUGUCUAAAGCACUUGAUUUUUUUUUUUGGUUCUAUAUUUUACAUAUAAAUGACAAAUAUUUGAUUGACUUUGUGUGUUUUAUACGGGGUGUCCAAGCAGUUACUGUGCACUGAAUGUAGUGAUGUAAUAAUGCAGCAAUGUGCUGUGCCUGUUCUCCGUCAUGGGCCGUCCUGCACUGCGCAUGCGGCUGUGUGUAGUGGGGAUGUAGUUAUGUGUUAGGCGGCCUCAAUACCUCCCUCUACAUCCCGAUCACUAAGAACCCCGACAGCCGGAAUGCCGACUAGCAGUGAUUAUUCCCACACGUGGGUGUCCACGACACCCAUAGAGUGGGAAUAAAACCUGCGCUUGCCACCGAUGCCGCAAGGGACUUCUUGUGCUGCCCCCCCCCCAUCCCCCUUC